UUCAAUCCCAGUGCCGCCGCUAGCAAAUAACUUUCCAAGUUCGUUUUGGAUCUCGUUCGUGAAAAGCUGUCUGGCAGAUGUUUAUACAGCCUGUGGAGUCGCACUUGCCGGCAUAACCAAAGGGUAAAAUUGCGAAUAUACUUCUCAUCAAAUUGCCGUCUUUUUUAGUUUUAACUGUAAACAACGAACAAGAAGAAAUUCUUUGUUUUCUCUCAGAUUGAAUCGAGAAUGGAGAAAGAAAUCGUAACAGACGAAAUCGAAGAGAAAAUCGAUGAAGUAGAAGAAACACCUCUUCUGAAUCCUCACCCCAAGACAGUGAAAACGAGAGUACCUGAAGUUGAAAUCAAUGUAUACAGAAAAGGAAGAGGUCCAAUUGAUAAAUUCAAAACUAAUUUAGGUGGAUGGGAUCAAGAUCGAUUAGAAGUUGUUGAUAUUCUUGAUAAAUAUGGUUUUAAAUCAAUCUUUGCUUUUAAUACUGAUAAAGGAAGAGGUGUUCCUGUUCGAUUUAAUGCAAAGAACGGUAGAUCUUUGCUUCCUUACAGAGAUGGAUCUGUGAUUUUCAUUGAUGGUGAACCAAAGGACUCCCUGAUCAAGCCUAUAUCAAAGAUGUUGUUUGGUCUAGCAAUGUCUGUCCUUCUUAUAUCAUUCGUCCUGAAAGAGAGACCUGCCUGGUUCGAGAAAUUGAACGCUUAUGGUGGCAAUUUCCCUCCAUGGGCAAUUGCUUGUGCUGUUAUAGUUUUCACUCGGAUGAGAAAGAGAACAAGAGAUUUUCUGGCAAAAUUUGGUUUCUGAAAGUAAAUUCUGUGAACCUCAGAGUUGUGAUAUCAUAUUAACACUUUCUUUUAGAAUCUUUGUAUCUCAAUGACAUCGGUUAGAAAGUUGAAUAUUCAUUCAAAUGACUUGGGUUCACGUUUAUUGGAACCAAAAACUCGAAACAUAUUGAAUGACCUUACACGGAUUAAUGGAAUAGUAGUACAUUGUUGUGUAGUCUAAUGUUUUAAUUCAUAUUUGGUUAUUUUUUCUUUC
Papaver somniferum (opium poppy) is the source of this 1026-nucleotide messenger RNA. RefSeq lists its product as uncharacterized. The record is from RefSeq and is a predicted model, not a curated record. NCBI's taxonomy places the organism in Eukaryota, Viridiplantae, Streptophyta, Magnoliopsida, Ranunculales, Papaveraceae. The transcript is spliced from 2 exons. Bases 229 to 792 code for a protein of 187 amino acids.